AUGACUAAUGAAUGGCUCCAGUUGAAUCUAGAUAGUCAAUGUGACAACGGACAAUGUGAAUGUGAGAAAUCUCCUGAUAUUAUUGCAAACAAGAGAUAUAACACCCCAGUAAAUGGCUUCUUUAAGGUUAUUCACACGGAUAAAAAUCAAAACACAUUUAGGCUGUAUGGAGAACUACAAGACGGAAGCAAAAUAGAAGAUAAUGGAGAUAUACAUGCUGUAAAAGAGGUUUCCAUUUACUACUGGAAUAGGGAACCUAGCAAACCUAUUUUAAUUGAAGUUAAGUAUGGUAGUGGUACACAUACCUAUUAUGCUCGGGGUGCUGGUAGUCAAUGGAUUGAACAUGAUCAACUCUCAAAAGAUGGUGAGAAACUUGAGAAGGAACUAGAUGACCUAGUUUGUCAACAUUACGAAUCAGUUACUUUAGACCUUACCAGGAGUAACUCUGAGCAAUAUGCCCAACCUGCGAAUAAUAAGUACUGUUGCCCUUACCAUAGUAGUGGGUAUAAAGUCUCCGUUGAGGAAAAAAAAUUUUCCUGUGCUAAACAUCCUGAAUACAGUCACAUCAAAGCCUAUAACCACUCAAUUACUGGUGGAACAAAAAUUGCUGCUAUUAUAUUUCAUGAUGGUGCUGGAACUAGGAAGAACAUAACUUUGAAACAUGUCCCUAACCUUCCCAAUCUCUGGUGUCAAGGUAUAUAUGCAUUAUACUGUGGAGGGAAUGAUCCGGUACUUAUAUAUGUUGACUCACCCGGAAGCCUUACGGCUAAAGGAUGGUACGAACCAAAUCCUACUGGUGGUGACGAUCAACCAUGGGUAAUGGUAUCCAAUGGACCAGAUAACAGUCCAGAUGAAAUCAAAAACUGUAGCAGCGAAGGUUGGGAAACACUCAAAGAAGUACUACAGAAGGCUAGUGGAUGUGAAGAAUUUGGAAAAUGUUUUGAUCCUGCUCCUCAACCUCGUACUGAAACUCGUGAAGGCGACUCUCACGGAACUUCUCAAAUCUUUCCUUGGAAAGAGACUGUCUUUGGAGGUCUCGCUACUGUAGUUUCUGGUUCUCUUACUGGAUUUGGUUGGUGGUUGUACAAACGUUCUAAAGGAGAUCCUUGGGUACGACAGAUUUAA
Molecule: messenger RNA, 1125 nt
Organism: Theileria equi strain WA
Lineage: Eukaryota; Apicomplexa; Aconoidasida; Piroplasmida; Theileriidae
Exons: 1
Coding region: 1-1125 (374 amino acids)
Source: RefSeq, a predicted model, not a curated record